CAGUAAUAUUACUACUCGGUUGGUAGAGUGGCCGUGCCAGCAACUUGAGGGUUGCAGGUUCGAUUCCCGCUUCCGCCAUCCUAGUCACUGCCGUUGUGUCCUUGAGCAAGACACUUUACCCACCUGCUCCCAGUGCCACCCACACUGGUUUAAAUGUAACAUAGAUAUUGGGUUUCACUAUGUAAAGCGCUUUGAGUCACUAGAGAAAAGCGCUCUAUAAAUAUAGCUACUGUUAGUUUUCAAAGGGUAAAACGGUUCAAUCAAUGUGCUUAAUCAUUGGCAAUUUGUGUUUUUUUUUUGUGAUUUCUAUGGGAAGUGGUUUGGAUGCAGCUGAGAUAGGCUCCGGUAUUGUCCCCCGAAAGGGACAAGCGGUAAGAAACGGAUGGAUGGAAGUGGUUUGAUGGCGCUAUCUGCAAGUGGAAAAAGAACGCAAAAGGCGCAUUUUUAAAAGCUGAUUCUUCGAAAACAAUUCUGUGACAACUUCAAGAUGCGAGACUGCACAUUAUUCACAAUGGCAGAGUGAAGAUGGGUGACUGGAACUUCCUGGGGGGCAUUUUGGAGGAGGUGCACAUCCACUCCACCAUGGUGGGUAAGAUCUGGCUCACCCUGCUCUUCGUCUUCCGCAUGCUGGUCCUCGGCGUGGCGGCCGAAGACGUGUGGAACGACGAGCAGGCCGACUUUGUGUGCAACACGGAGCAGCCGGGCUGCAGGAACGCCUGCUAUGACCUGGCCUUCCCCAUCUCGCUCAUCCGCUACUGGGUGCUGCAGGUCAUCUUCGUGUCCUCGCCCUCGCUGGUCUACAUGGGCCACGCCCUCUACAGGCUACGGGCGCUGGACAAAGCCCGGCGGAGGAGGAGGGCGCUUCUGAGGAAGGAGCUGGAGGAGGUGGACGCCGAGUGGGUGGAAUCCAAGAAGAGGAUCGAGCGGGAGAUGAAGCAGCUGGAGCAGGGGAAGCCCAACAAGGCUCCCCUCAGGGGGUCUCUGCUGCGCACCUACGUGGCCCACGUGGUCACCCGCUCUGUGCUGGAGGUGGCCUUCAUGCUGGGCCAGUACCUCCUCUACGGCUUCCGCUUGCACCCCUUGUUCAAAUGCCAGCGCUUCCCUUGCCCCAACGCCGUGGAUUGCUACGUGUCCAGGCCCACGGAGAAGAGCGUCUUCAUGGUCUUUAUGCAGUGCAUCGCUGCCAUGUCACUUUUCCUCAACACCCUGGAAGUCCUCUACCUGGGAUACAAGAGGAUCCGACGGGAUCUCCUGGACUUUUAUCCACAUUUGAGGGAAGACCUGGAGGACUUGGACGGACGCAAAAAAUCCUCGGUGCUCCAAGGUAACAGGAAAGCCACGUUAAUCUCGGCACCCGGCGACUUCAACGUCUUGGCGGACCCCCGGCGAGGAAGCGCUUUCUACCCCGCCCAACCUCCUGCGGGUCUUCAGGGACCGAGCACGCAGGACGAGUCCGCCUUGACGCCAAGCGACGUGCUUAAGGAGGACCUGAAGAGUCAGGAUAAGGAGACCAGUAGUGGAAGGAGUAGCCCACAGAAAGCUUCAUCGUCCACGCUUCAGACAGCCAGGAGGCCUUGGAGGACCCACGAUGUCGCCUUCAGUUGCUCCACAGUGCCGGAGGGCAGGAGCUCGGACACAGACUCACAAGGACGCGAAGGAUUUGCCCCGUUGGGGCUUCAAAGCUGGUCGUCCGCUUCGGGCUUGGCGGAAGACUCCAAGCACAGCCCGAGAGCCGAGCCCUCCGCCGGGCGCAGGGCGUCGGAGGCGAGCGCGGCGAGCAGCAGACGAGCGACGGACCUUCAGAUCUGACUUAGCCUGGACGCUGUUACCUCCACCGGGGUUGUGCGAAUUAUGCAAACCAGACCAAGAGGAACCUGGUCUUUGGUUAAAUGUUGUACAAAAGUUAAUAAAGAUUUUAAGCGGAAUGCAAAAACAACUGAAUGAUAUAUUGUUCGCAGGCAUGUCCCGAUCAAACAUUGAUACCAGCUAUCGGCCUGAUAUCAGGAAAAAAGAACCAAGUGCAUCGCUGGACAGUUAACAUCUAAAUGUCCUCCAACUAACAAUACAAGACUCUCCUGAAGGACAGCGCAGCGAAGACACAACAAACUCUCUUCUUGUCUCUCACAGACACACACCUGUUGUUGUUGACUUUGGACUGGUGACUGCACGACAUCAAGGCGGCGAAACAGAAGCAGUUUUCCACAACAUUUUCUGUAGGUUAUAUAACACUUUUAACUGAAUGUAUCUCUGCCAAAAACAAACAUGUUAAUAGACGUUAGUGAGGAUUAUUAAAAAAAAGUUACUUGGUUAUUUUCCACGACAUUUGGUGAUAUUGUUGGAGCGUCAGCCAAUUAGUGAGUCAUGUGAUUACCAGGUGAGAAAGUGCAGACAUCGAAGGCCAAAUUGCUUACGAACGUUUUUUAUAAUAUGUAUGUUAGAUCCACUAUGGAC
Molecule: messenger RNA, 2451 nt
Organism: Nerophis ophidion (straightnose pipefish)
Lineage: Eukaryota; Metazoa; Chordata; Actinopteri; Syngnathiformes; Syngnathidae
Gene: gja9a
Product: gap junction protein alpha 9a
Exons: 3
Coding region: 526-1809 (427 amino acids)
Biological process (GO): cell communication
Cellular component (GO): connexin complex
Source: RefSeq, a predicted model, not a curated record